AUGCUGCUUAUAAUGGGCUUCUCGAUUGGAUUAUCUCCAGGAUUGCCAAUAUUACUUGGACUAAACCUGCUGUGGUAUUGCUUCUGGGUGGUUAAGUUCCACAAUAAUGGCUUUGCGAUUGGUGUGGCAAAUACUGGAGCUACCGCAAUUGCCGAAAUUCAAUUUGCGGACUAUAUAUUUCCGAGCUUUGACCAGAUAGUAAAUGAAGCUGCCAAAUUUCGAUACCGAAGUGGAGGGCUCUUUGACUGUGGAUCGUUAACAUUUAGAGUUCCUUGUGGUGCUGUCGGUCACGGAGCACUCUACCAUUCUCAAAGUCCAGAAUCAUACUUUGCUCACACCCCGGGCCUUCGUGUUGUGAUUCCUCGUGGACCCAUAAAGGCAAAAGGUCUUCUACUUGCAUGUGUUCGUGAUCCAAACCCUUGCAUAGUUUUUGAGCCUAAAACUUUGUAUCGAGCAGCUGUUGAGGAAGUACCAACGGAAUACUAUACAUCGGAACUCGGCAAAGCUGACAUACUUCGGGUUGGAAAAGAUGUCACACUAAUUGGCUGGGGUACACAAGUCCAUGUUUUAUUAGAAGUUGCUGAAUUGGCCAAAAUACACUUGAAUGUCGAUUGCGAAGUAAUCGAUUUGGUAUCUAUUUUACCAUGGGACACAACCUUAAUUUGUACCUCUGCUCAAAAAACAGGAAAAGUUAUAAUUGCUCAUGAAGCUCCAUUUACUCAGGGAUUCGGCUCAGAACUAGCAUCAUACAUCCAAGAAAAAUGUUUUUUUCACCUAGAAGCACCCGUGAAGCGGGUUACUGGGUGGGAUACACCGUUUCCACAUGUCUUUGAGCCUUUUUAUUUGCCUGAUAAACACCGAUGCUUGUCAGCUAUACAAGAAAUUGUUAACUUUUAACACCCAUGUGGCCCAUUUGUCUUUAUGUAAUGAAGGAAUAUGAAGAUGAAUAAAUGCAUUUAUUUACAAAAUA
This is a messenger RNA of Drosophila biarmipes, 970 nucleotides long. RefSeq names its product 2-oxoisovalerate dehydrogenase subunit beta, mitochondrial. Gene Ontology annotation, molecular function: catalytic activity. Gene Ontology annotation, biological process: response to nutrient; branched-chain amino acid catabolic process. NCBI's taxonomy places the organism in Eukaryota, Metazoa, Arthropoda, Insecta, Diptera, Drosophilidae. The transcript is spliced from 5 exons. The coding region runs from base 1 to 897 and encodes 298 amino acids. The record is from RefSeq and is a predicted model, not a curated record.